Salvia miltiorrhiza (redroot sage) is the source of this 1812-nucleotide messenger RNA. RefSeq lists its product as uncharacterized. The record is from RefSeq and is a predicted model, not a curated record. Gene Ontology annotation, cellular component: nucleus. Gene Ontology annotation, biological process: box C/D snoRNP assembly. Bases 136 to 1692 code for a protein of 518 amino acids. The transcript is spliced from 8 exons. Gene Ontology annotation, molecular function: RNA binding. Lineage: Eukaryota; Viridiplantae; Streptophyta; Magnoliopsida; Lamiales; Lamiaceae.
AGUCCGAAAUAAGAAAAACUCGAAGGAUUAGAAAACUAACCUUUUGAAAGAUAAAACUCCGAAAAUCAGAAAUCUCUAAAACCCUACUGGAGCCAAUAAACUCAACAGAAGCAAAAAAAGAAACUGCAAACGGACAUGCUUCCUCACUUCAAUUCUCACCUCCACAACCCUAACAAUCAACUUCAACUCAAUGGAGCUAAUGCUUCAGCUCCACAUCAGGUUAUGGGGAGCCAAGGCAAUUUAGGGCAAAUAAACCCUCAGUUUCGACCGGGAGUGCUCAAUAAUGCUCAGCUGCCAAUGCCACCCUUUACGAACCCAAAUCCCUUUUUUGCUCCAAACCAAUUUUUCCCCUUUCCACAAGGCGCUUUCCACAACCUAAAUGCUAACAAUUUGCCUCAGCCUUUCGCUCAGAAUGCCAUAAACCCUGCUCAGUUCUUGCCUAAUUGGCAACUGAAUAUGCCUAAUUUAGUGCAAAAUGUCACCCAGCUUCUGCAAAUGCAAAUGAUGAAUGCUGCCCCUCAAGAUUUGGGUCUUUUUAUGAAUGCACAAUCGGGUGCAGGAAGUAACAACGGGGUCUUGCCACUGCCUGUUGAUGGAAACAGUUUAACGCGUAUGAACCAUAAUAACGCUGUAACCAAAGAUAUCGGUGUUCAUCAUGCACAACGAAAUUGGGAUAUCUUUUCUCCUGGUGCUGCAAACCCGCAGAGCGAUGCUGGAGUAGUUAAUGAUGUGAAUGACAGAAAGAAUACUUGGCGAAAACCUCAUGACAAGAACUUCACUGGGAACCAUAAACAUAAUGAAUCACAGAGAGGAUUUGGCAACAAGCAAUUUCAUACUCGCCAAAAUGCACAGGGAAACUUCAAGUUUAAUAAUGAAAAUCGAGGAAAAGGGAACAAAAAAUUUGUAGGGAAGAACUUUAACUUAUCCAGCCCUUCUGAGCAAAUUCAAGUGGGAAAAAAGAGGUCUCUCAUGUUAAAUUAUACAGAACAAGAAAUUCAACAUUGGCGUGAAGAACGCAAGAAAAACUACCCAUCACAAACCAACAUGGAGAAGAAGUUGAAAAAGAAUCCAAAACAGCCCGAGGUCACAGAUGAAGCCGCAAAGAUAAGACGGCAGCAACUCAAGGAAAUAUUGGCAAAACAAGCUGAAUUAGGUUGUGAAGUAGCAGAAAUACCAUCUUGUUACCUAUCUGAUCCUGAGCAACAGACAGAUGGUAACAAACAAAAUAAUAAGGCAUUUGGAAAGAGGGACAGAUUUCAUAACAAGUUUGAUAAGAAGGGCAGAUUCCAGCAUAGUGACCGCUUCUCUAAGAAACAAAGAUAUGAAAAUGGUCAUUCUGCUAGCUUGCAAAACCAAACGACCAACCCGCAUAGAGAGAAUAAAAAGGAGCCAUCUCUGUUGAAGAAACUACUAAGUUCUGAGAUCAAGAAAGAGAAGAAACAUCUCCUGCAGGUUUUCAGGUUCAUGGUAGUGAAUAACUUCUUUGAGAAUUGGCCUGAAAAACCUCUGGAAUUCCCUAAAGUUAUUGUCAAAGAAUCUGGUGAUGAAAGUGAGAUUGUAAAACAGAAACCCUACGUGAUUAAAGGUGAUACUUCUAGUGCCCUUGCUACUCUAGAAAAUGGUCUAGAUAAAGAUGAUGAUGUUUGUACUGCAAAAUAUCCAAAUGGUGAAGAUGUAGGUGAAAGACCUUAACAAGUUGAGGAAAUCACUAGCUCAAAAAUUUCAUCUUUUACAUGUUACCAGUAUUUUUAUCAUAUGUAUAUAUUAAUCUGGUGUCGCAAAUUUUCUUAUAAUCAUAAUGUUUUUGUGUGC